AUGAAGGCGACGCGCCGGAGGCCCAUGACGGCGGCGGCGGCCAUGACGGCGGCGUGCCGGAGGCCCAUGACGGCGGCGGCGGCCAUGACGGCGGCGUGCCGGAGGCCCAUGACGGCGGCGGCGGCCAUGACGGCGGCGUGCCGGAGGCCCAUGACGGCGGCGGCGGCCAUGACGGCGGCGUGCCGGAGGCCCAUGACGGCGGCGGCGGCCAUGACGGCGGCGUGCCGGAGGCCCAUGACGGCGGCGGCGGCCAUGACGGCGGCGUGCCGGAGGCCCAUGACGGCGGCGGCGGCCAUGACGGCGGCGUGCCGGAGGCCCAUGACGGCGGCGGCGGCCAUGACGGCGGCGUGCCGGAGGCCCAUGACGGCGGCGGCGGCCAUGACGGCGACGUGCCGGAGGCCCAUGGCGGCGGCGGCGGCGGCGGCCAUGACGGCGACGUGCCGGAGGCCCAUGGCGGCGGCGGCGGCCAUGACGGCCCAUGGCGGCGGCGGCGGCCAUGACGGCGGCGUGCCGGAGGCCCAUGACGGCGGCGGCGGCCAUGACGGCGACGUGCCGGAGGCCCAUGGCGGCGGCGGCGGCGGCGGCCAUGACGGCGACGUGCCGGAGGCCCAUGGCGGCGGCGGCGGCGGCGGCCAUGACGGCGACGUGCCGGAGGCCCAUGGCGGCGGCGGCGGCGGCGGCCAUGACGGCGACGUGCCGGAGGCCCAUGGCGGCGGCGGCGGCGGCGGCCAUGACGGCGACGUGCCGGAGGCCCAUGGCGGCGGCGGCGGCGGCGGCCAUGACGGCGCGGCGGCGGCCAUGACGGCGGCGUGCCGGAGGCCCAUGGCGGCGGCGGCGGCGGCGGCCAUGACGGCGGCGUGCCGGAGGCCCAUGGCGGCGGCGGCGGCGGCGGCCAUGACGGCGGCGUGCCGGAGGCCCAUGGCGGCGGCGGCGGCGGCGGCCAUGACGGCGGCGUGCCGGAGGCCCAUGGCGGCGGCGGCGGCGGCGGCCAUGACGGCGGCGUGCCGGAGGCCCAUGGCGGCGGCGGCGGCGGCGGCCAUGACGGCGGCGUGCCGGAGGCCCAUGGCGGCGGCGGCGGCGGCCAUGACGGCGGCGUGCCGGAGGCCCAUGGCGGCGGCGGCGGCGGCGGCCAUGACGGCGGCGUGCCGGAGGCCCAUGGCGGCGGCCAUGACGGCGUGCCCGUCCGAGGCAUAG
Molecule: messenger RNA, 1194 nt
Organism: Dermacentor silvarum
Lineage: Eukaryota; Metazoa; Arthropoda; Arachnida; Ixodida; Ixodidae
Product: glycine, alanine and asparagine-rich protein-like
Exons: 2
Coding region: 1-1194 (397 amino acids)
Source: RefSeq, a predicted model, not a curated record